Messenger RNA from Chlorocebus sabaeus (green monkey), 1059 nucleotides. The record is from RefSeq and is a predicted model, not a curated record. NCBI's taxonomy places the organism in Eukaryota, Metazoa, Chordata, Mammalia, Primates, Cercopithecidae.
UCCCUCACUGGGGUGCACCCCGGUCCUCCCACAGGCCCAAAUACAAAGGGAAAUACUGUGUGGGUGAGCGGAAGUGCUUCCGCCUCUGCAACCUACAGGCCUGCCCCGCUGGCCGCCCCUCCUUCCGCCACAUCCAGUGCAGCCACUUUGACGCUACGCUUUACGAGGGCCAGCUGCACACAUGGGUGCCCGUGGUCAACGACGUGAACCCCUGCGAGCUGCACUGCCGGCCCUCGAAUGAGUACUUUGCCGAGAAGCUGCGGGACGCAGUGGUCGAUGGCACCCCCUGCUACCAGGUCCGGGCCAGCAGGGACCUCUGCAUCAACGGCAUCUGCAAGAACGUGGGCUGUGACUUUGAGAUUGACUCCGGUGCUAUGGAGGAUCGCUGUGGUGUGUGCCACGGCAAUGGCUCCACCUGCCACACCGUGAGCGGGACCUUCGAGGAGGCCGAGGGCCUGGGGUAUGUGGAUGUGGGGCUGAUCCCAGCCGGCGCACGCGAGAUCCGCAUCCAGGAGGUGGCCGAGGCUGCCAACUUCCUGGCACUGCGGAGCGAGGACCCAGAGAAGUACUUCCUCAAUGGUGGCUGGACCAUCCAGUGGAACGGGGACUACCAGGUGGCAGGGACCACCUUCACAUAUGCACGCAGGGGCAACUGGGAGAACCUCACGUCCCCGGGUCCCACCAACGAGCCUGUCUGGAUCCAGCUGCUGUUCCAGGAGAGCAACCCCGGGGUGCGCUAUGAGUACACCAUCCACAGGGAGGCAGGCGGCCAUGGUGAGGUCCCGCCACCCGAGUUCUCCUGGCACUAUGGGCCCUGGACCAAGUGCACAGUCACCUGCGGCAGAGGUGAGAAGUGGGGCAGGCACAGCCCCGGCGGCAGGGGCUUCAUCUCUGGACAGGGACGCUGGCUUCAGCUUCCAGCUCACUGCUGGGCCACCAUGGGUUUGGAAGUUGGCUUCUCUGAGCCUCAGUUCCCCAUCUGUGAGAUGAGGCUGGCAACCGCCCCAUGUCCCAGGCGCACUGGGAGGGGAAAUGGAUGAGGCAGGUGGGUGCUGGCUC